AUGGCUCUCCUCUCUUCUUCUAAAAACCCAUCAUUUCUCAUUCCUGUCUUUUUAUCAUCUCUUCUGUUUCUCACUACCCAACAAUGCAACCAUCAUCACUUCUCUGCUAUCCUACACCUCAAGCAUGGUUUUAACUUCACUGCCUCCACCCUCUCUACUCUCCCCUCUUGGAAUUCAAACAAUACCGAUUGCUGCAAUUGGGAACGCAACACGUGCGAUGGACCCACUGGUCACGUGAUCAGCCUCGACCUCAGUGAGUUCUAUAUCUCUGGUCGGAUUGAUUUUGAAAGCCUCUUUCGUCUUCGGAGCCUGCGGAGGCUCAACCUCGCUUACAAUGAGUUUGAUCCCUCUCCAUUCCCAUCUGGGUUUGACCAGCUCACCAAUUUGACCCAUCUCAACCUCUCUCACUUAUCCUUUUAUGGCCAAAUCCCACUGGAAAUCUCCCGCUUGACCACUUUGGUUUCUCUCGAUCUUUCUUACAAUCAAUAUUACAAUGGUUCUGGAUUUCACUACCUGAAACUCGAAAACCCAAGCAUUGGAGCGCUCGUCCAAAACCUGUCCAAUCUGAGUGAACUCUAUCUAGACUGGGUACACAUCUUACUGCAGCAGGGCCAGACAUUAGAUUUGCCACUCCCUACUCUCCGCAAGUUGAGCUUACGAGAUUGUCUUCUUUCAGCUUCCAUCUAUUCGUCCCUUUCACAGCUUCAUUUCUUAUCUGAACUCGACCUCAGCGGAAACAAUCUCUCCUCAGCAGUGCCCAGCUUCCCAGGGAGUCUCCGCAAGUUGAUCUUACAAGAAUGUGAUCUUUCAAGCUCCAUCUAUUCUUCCCUUUCACGGCUCCAUUUCCUAUCUGAACUCGACCUCAGUGGAAACAAUCUCUCGUCUGCAGUCCCCAAUUUCAUAGGGAACUUAUCCUCCUUGACGUCCCUGCUCCUUACAGAGUGUGGAUUGCAUGGAAAAUUCCCUGACAGUGUUUUCCAGCUGCCAAACCUACGAAUCAUCGACAUAUCAGGUAAUCCACUUGUAGCUAUCAAUUUGCCAGAGUUCCCUCAAAACAAUACUCUACAGCAAUUGUUCCUUUCAUACACUGGAUUUUCAGGAAAGUUACCAGAUUCUCUCAAUAAUCUCAAAUUCUUGACUCAAUUAGACUUCAGCAAUUGCAACUUGUCAGGAUCAUUACCAUCCUCACUUUUGAACCUUACCAAACUGCAAUAUCUGUAUCUUUCAUCCAAUAAAUUGAGCGGCCCAAUUCCUUCUUCAUAUGGAAAUGAGCUUCUGAAUCUCAAAGUGAUCAGCUUAGCGAAUAAUUUGCUUAAUGGGACCAUUCCAUCAUCAUUGCUUUCACUCCCAUCAUUACAGAGGUUGGGUCUCACAGGUAACCAACUUAGUGGUCAACUUGGCGAGUUUCACAAUGCCUCUUCUUCACAGCUGGAGUUCCUCUAUCUUUCAUCCAAUAAAUUGCAGGGGAUGAUACCCAGAUAUAUCUUUCAACUUAUCAAGCUUGAAGACCUAGACAUUUCUUCCAAUAAUUUCAGUGGUGUUGUGGAGCUAGGCUUAUUUCAAAACCUCAAAAAUCUUUACUCUCUGGAUCUUUCAGAUAACAACUUGUCAGUCCAAUAUGGCAGUGGUAAUUCCACAUUUGUUUCCAUCCCCCAGUUUCAAUUUUUGUUGUUACGUUCUUGCAACAUCAGCACAUUUCCAAAUUUCUUGAGAAAUCAAGAGCAGUUGUGGCAAUUGGAUCUUUCCAACAAUAAAAUUAGUGGUGAAAUACCCAAAUGGAUAUGGGAGAUUGGCAAUGGGUCUUUAAACUAUUUAAAUCUUUCUCACAAUGUUCUACGGGGAAUAGAACCAUCUCCCCAUCUUUCGUUGAGUGACUUGAGCAUUCUGGACAUUAGCUCCAACAAGCUAGAAGACUCACUUCCUAUCCCACCACCCUCCAUCUUAUUCUUUUCAGUUUCAAACAAUAGCCUCGGUGGUGAAAUCCCUCGAUCAGUUUGCAAUGCAACAUCCCUAGCAGUCCUCGAUUUAUCUCACAAUCAAUUCAUUGGUCGGAUUCCACCAUGUUUGGGUGAGAUUGGUGAUAGCCUUAGUGUGUUGAAUCUUCAAGGAAAUGCUUUCAAUGGCACAUUACUUCAGACAUUUAAAGAGGGAUGUAACAUACAAACGCUUGAUCUCAGUGGGAAUCAAUUAGAGGGCCAAGUGCCAAGGUCUUUGGCUAAUUGCAAAAUGUUGGAGGUAUUAAACCUUGCAAACAGUCAAAUACAUGACACCUUCCCUUUAUGGUUGGAAGCUUUGUCACAGUUGCGUGUUCUCGUCUUGAGAUCCAACCAAUUUCAUGGCAUCAUUGGGCAUCCUCUAACAAAUCAACCUUUCCCUCUGUUACAAAUUUUCGACCUCUCUUUCAAUAGUUUUGAGGGUAAUUUGCCAUCAAAUAUGUUUAAGAGUUGGAAGGCAAUGAUGGAUGAGGACAAAUCCCAAACUUUGGUCCUUAGCAAAAUGAUAAACGGAAGUUCCAUAUACUAUCAAAACAAAGUGUCUCUAGUCAUCAAAGGGCUGCAGAUCGAACUAGUAAAGAUCCUUACGGCCUUUACUGUAGUGGAUCUCUCAGUGAACAAAUUUCAUGGAGAUAUCCCAAAAUCAACUGGGGAUCUAAAGUCCCUCAUUGUGCUCAAUAUGUCCAACAAUGAUUUAACCGGCGGAAUUCCAACAUCACUUCAGAAUUUAAGGGAUCUAGAGUCAUUAGAUCUCUCACAUAAUAAAUUGUCUGGAGAGAUCCCUUGGCAGCUAACAGAUCUAACAUUCCUUGCAGUGUUGAAUCUCUCACAGAAUUUCCUCAUGGGAAAAAUACCACAAAGCCAGCAGUUUCUUACAUUUAACAGCGAAUCAUUCAAAGAGAACUUAGGAUUGUGUGGACCUCCACAAUCAAAAAAAUGCGAAGAUGCAGAGAGUACACCACUGUCCGCUCUGUCAACAUUGCAGUCCGAAAGGAAAUAUGAUUGGGAAUUAAUGUGUAUAGGAUUUGGAGUUGGAUACGGAGCAAGUUUAGGGAUUCUUUUAUGGACCCUAGCACUUUGGAGGAAGGGAAGGAAAGAGUUCUAUAUAUUUGUUGAUGGAAUGCUUUCCUUAAUUUUUCCUUCCAUGGUGUUUCCUAAAUAG
This is a messenger RNA of Magnolia sinica, 3156 nucleotides long. Its product is annotated as receptor-like protein 7. Gene Ontology annotation, molecular function: protein binding. The transcript has a single exon. The record is from RefSeq and is a predicted model, not a curated record. Bases 1 to 3156 code for a protein of 1051 amino acids. Lineage: Eukaryota; Viridiplantae; Streptophyta; Magnoliopsida; Magnoliales; Magnoliaceae.